Selaginella moellendorffii is the source of this 636-nucleotide messenger RNA. RefSeq lists its product as uncharacterized. The transcript has a single exon. Bases 1 to 636 code for a protein of 211 amino acids. The record is from RefSeq and is a predicted model, not a curated record. NCBI's taxonomy places the organism in Eukaryota, Viridiplantae, Streptophyta, Lycopodiopsida, Selaginellales, Selaginellaceae.
AUGGCGGACUUCUGUGCGCUUUGGACGAGGGUAAGCGGGCAGGAUGAGCAGCAGGCUCGCAGCGUGCAUGGGACUCUCGAGAAACUCUACUCGGAUCCGGCUCGAAAGUAUCACGGCUUGAAUCACAUACACGAUUGCUUGGCUCGGCUGGCCGAUUUCCGCCAGGACGGCAGCUCCGAUUUAGCAGCACUCACGGGUGCUCAGCUCGACGAGGUUGCCGUGGCACUCUGGUUCCACGACGCGAUCUACGACCCCAAAUCGAGCAGCAACGAGGCCGAGAGCGCGGCGCUGUUCGUGGACUUGUCGCGAGGGAUGGAGGCGAGCGCGCGGGAGAGGAUUGAGAGGAUGAUCCUGGCGACGGUGGACCACACUGGAGCUGGCGAUCAGGCGGAGAGGCUGGUGGUGGACAUCGAUCUGUCCAUCCUGGGACGCGGGAAGGAGGAAUACGACGCGUACAAGGAGGGCAUCCGGAGCGAGUACUCGUGGGUUCCCGAGAGCGUGUAUCGCGAGAAGAGAGCCGGCGUGCUCAAGCGAUUUCUGGAGCGAGAGCGCCUCUUCUGGACGGAUUUCUUCCACGCCGGGUUUGAGCGAGAGGCGAGAGCGAAUCUGGCAAGAGAAAUCUUAGAACUUUCGUAG